CAGCUAAGAUGUCUCGUCAUACACAGCUGAUUGCAAGCUGGCUGUUGUUUGUGUCCACGCAGUUACAUUUGCCAGGCUGCAGUGCUUCGCUCUACGAAAGAACGUGCUGCCAAUCUGGAAGCCCUUUCAUAAACCAAUAUGGACCUCGGCCACCCAAGUACCAUGUUCCCAAAAACUUGCUCUUCCCCCUGGUGGACGAUUGCUCUUCCUCACCGCUGGACCUCCUGCUAGUUGCGGACGGCUCCACAGAAUAUAGAGACCAUUUAGGGAAACAGAUGGAAUUUUUCAGCAAAUUUCUCGAGGUCUUCAAUUCCGGCCGAACGGAUGACUUCACGCGUGUGAACGUGUCCUUGGCCCUGUCUUGCCGGAGAAAUGGAACAACAAGGCUGGACGUGCAUUUUGGGUUUGGGGAAUUUUCCAACAUAACAGAUCUCCGGCAGGCUCUUCUGUCUGACAAUGCCAGUUACCCGGACCCGCCGCACUGCCAGGCCAGCAAUAUAGGUCAGGUGCACGGCGUGAGUGUAGGUCACGUGAACACGUCACUCACCCCUGCCAGGAACACCGUCAUUGUUGUCGUAGUCUUCGAUCUGUACGGCAGCCAGUACAGUUUUAACUCCAGCGAUGCUCAUGUGGACGCAACGAUCAACAUAAGAAUACUGACAAUUGUCAUCAUGAAAACUCUGCAGGAUUACAGGUAUUCGACACCAUCUGUCACACAACUGUCUCGCCAAACUCCCGGAACUGUCGCUUUCAGUGUCAUCGAAGAGCUGCCCAUAGACCAGGGGGUCCCGAUCAUCGUCUGCCACAAGUGCUACCCUGGCUGGUUCUGGGAUAAAUCUGACCCACACAAGAGGUCACUCGGUGCAUCACAUCUGGCAUUCUCUUGCUACAAGAUUCUACCAGAGAGAAAAAUCCACUGGAUCGGCGCUAACAAGAUGUGUGGUGAACAAAGCUCAUCUUUGGUAAGCAUUGAAACUCUCGAUGAGAAACAGUUUUUGGAAAAGGAAUUGUUGAAACAUAAUACGGGAAAUAAAGCAAACAUGUGCUCUGAAUCCAAACGUUUUUUCAUUGGUCUGAGAAGAGUGUCCGGGGUUUUUCGCGCGCAAUAUAGAUGGGUGAGCGGGUUGCCUUUGGUCUACUCUCCCUGGACUGAGGGAGAUUUUGUCGGAGUGGAGGCUGGGUCGUGUGUGACGUACAAGCCGGACUGUCCAAAGUCCACUCUCCGGUGGAAGAGCCUGGGCUGUGGGGAUGAGAUAGACGCGAUGGCUGUCUGUGAGGCUACAGCGAAAAUGGUGGAAGAAGAGAACAUAGAGGUGAAGAGUACAGUUAGUGAAGAGAAGAGAGAAGAGGCGUUGAGGAGAGGUGAAGUCGCGUUUCAACUUUCAGGAGACUACACUUUUCCGAAGGGUGUUCUUCGCUCGGCCAGUUAUCUUCCACCGCCUGAUUCUAUGAACAAAGAGAUCUCUUUUUCUUUUUACUCGGCUGGACGAAACAAGACGAGGACGUCAUCAAAUGACGUGAAACGUUUUCAGUGCUACCGCUCCGAAUAUCGUAUACCGUACAGCAAAGUGUGCGAUGGGGUCUGCGAUUGUCCGGCACAAGACGAUGAAAGUGUUUGCCAACUACGUGACCGGUCGCGCGACUGUCCUUACGACGACUACUUCGGUGGGUCCCCACCAGAGAUGGACGCGGUGUACUGUCCGAGAGAGUGGCUGGGACCGGGCGCGUGCGGUGAGCUGAUGUGUCCGGACGGUCGGAGUCUGCCCACUCACUGGUUCCUGGACGGACAGCCGGACUGCUCCACAUGCCAGGGCGACACUUCACUAGAGCUGGCCAUCGCGGCGCGUCACGGCGUCACAGACUGUGUGUUCAGCUGUAACCGGACCGACUGUGUGACCCGCGCCAUGUUGGGAGACAAGAUCGUCGACUGCACGGGGCCUGAGGGUCCGCUCGACCAGACGCUUGGCAGACUGGAGCACAGCACGUGCUAUGGAGACAACGACACCUCUGGCUUGACCAACUGGGGGCCCAGGUGUGUCUACUUCAGAGAUCCCACAGGUGGGGUGUUAGGUUGUCAGAACUUCCAACACCUCCAGAACUGUUCCCAUUUUGUCUGCCCCGAGGGUUAUGUCAAAUGCCCUAAUUCUUACUGCAUUCCUGUGAAUUAUGUCCACGAUUAUCACCAAGACUGCCCCCUGGGGGAGGACGAGAGUGUGAUGAGAGUGGACUGUGGGGGCUUGUUCCAGUGCGUCAUGUCCCGCCAGUGUCUGCAUCCUGACCGCGUGUGUGACAACUUCCGGGACUGUCCGGCGGGCGACGAUGAGCUCAGCUGUGACGUCAGCUGCCGGGAGGGCUUCCUGUGUGUGUCCGGCACGCUGGUCAAGGCCGGCUACAACACGAGCGUGCCGCUCACUGACCUCAGCUUCGUGGACAGCAGGACCAGGUAUCUGGACAUCAGUGGUAUCGAUACCUCGGCGGGGGUGAGCACUCUCCUCUGUGACGUCACUGAGAAACUGAUGCACGUAAACAUGUCUGCUUGCAACAUGGCCGACCCGGACUUCAAGAUUUGUUCAGGGAGAAAUUUAGUUAGUGUUCUUACUUUAGACUUGAGUUACAACGCGCUCAACAAUGCGCACAUGGAUGAAAUUAUGUCCCACCUUUUGGAAAUUCGGUACUUAAACAUAUCUCACAACCCACAUGUAACGGUAGCUAGGAUCCCUCGUACCUUGAGGAAGUUGGUGGAAAUCGAUUUGUCGUUCACAGGUGUCCAUACGCUAGAGAUACUGCCUGUUCUUCAUUUAGUUCACCUGAACCUGAGAGGUACUAACCUGUCUACCAUACGUCCAGGCUUGUUCCCACAGGGCAUGUCUAUGGCUACCUUAGACCUUCGACAGACCCCUCCUAUCGCUUACUCUUUGGCCAGUUUUGACGGAGUGACCAUCAGUUCCCUGCUGGCAGACACGUACAAACUGUGCUGUCCUCAGCUCCACAAGACGCUCCACAGCUGCCAGGCGCCCGUGGACCCGUUCUCCUCCUGCUCCGACCUGAUCGGUGGUGAGUACAUGCGGGUGCUGCUCUGGCUCAUCGGCGUCGCAGCGCUGCUGGGGAACUUCACGGCCGUGGUCAACCGCCUGAUGUGUGACCGCUCAUCUCUCAGGAUGGCCUACGGACACUUCGUUGCUCACCUGAGUAUCGCCGACUUCCUCAUGGGCGUUUAUCUCUUGAUCAUCGCCUCAGCUGACAAUUAUUUCAGAAAUAUCUACUUCAUGCACGAGACUGGCUGGAAGCAGGGUCCCGUGUGUAAAUUCGCAGGCUUUCUGUCCACUUUGUCGAGUGAGAUAUCCAUGUUUUUUAUCCUGCUGGUCACUCUGGACAGGUUCCUGGUCAUCAAGUUCCCGUUCGGCCAGUACCGGAUCUCUGGCCGCUACGUGCACGUGCUGUGUGCUCUGGCCUGGCUGCUGGGUCUGUCGAUCGCGCUGUUGCCGUUUGUCCCGUCGUUCCGGCACUGGCAGACGUACACGUUCACAGGCGUCUGUCUCGGCCUACCUCUGGGCGACAGGUCUGUCCCAGGCUUCCGCUUCUCCCUGGCUGUCUUUGUCUUCCUCAACCUCUUCCUCUUCCUGCUCAUCGCCGCUGGUCAACUGGUCAUCUACCGGGCGCUGGUGGAGGUGAGGAAGAGCGUGGCUAACCAGACGAGCAGCUCGGCCAUGAGACGCGCCCAGGACGUGGAGAUAUCCAGGAGACUGUUCCUCGUGGCCGCCACUGACUUCGUCUGCUGGUUUCCUGUGGGAAUCAUGGGCCUGAUCGCCAUGGCGGGCCACCCACUGGGUUACCAGGUCUACGCCUGGUCCGCCAUCCUCAUCGUCCCCAUCAACUCGGCCAUCAACCCGUUCCUCUACAACCUUACCUUUGUCGUGAACGCGGCGAGAAGUAUCAUCGCAAGACGGUGGAGGAAGAGGCAGGACGAAACACAUGAGCUGUCCACAGGACGCGUGCCCACAAUUUCCCACAGAGUUAACAAGCGGAUGGACUAGACAGAACCUACAUCCAUUUCUUCUUCUUCUUCUUCUUCUUCUU
Aplysia californica (California sea hare) is the source of this 4077-nucleotide messenger RNA. RefSeq names its product G-protein coupled receptor GRL101-like. Lineage: Eukaryota; Metazoa; Mollusca; Gastropoda; Aplysiida; Aplysiidae. Gene Ontology annotation, cellular component: membrane. The transcript is spliced from 2 exons. Gene Ontology annotation, molecular function: G protein-coupled receptor activity; protein-hormone receptor activity; protein binding. The record is from RefSeq and is a predicted model, not a curated record. Bases 9 to 4034 code for a protein of 1341 amino acids. Gene Ontology annotation, biological process: G protein-coupled receptor signaling pathway.